Chaetomium strumarium is the source of this 1146-nucleotide messenger RNA. RefSeq lists its product as uncharacterized. Lineage: Eukaryota; Fungi; Ascomycota; Sordariomycetes; Sordariales; Chaetomiaceae. The transcript is spliced from 4 exons. The coding region runs from base 1 to 1146 and encodes 381 amino acids. The record is from RefSeq and is a predicted model, not a curated record.
AUGUCAGCCGAUCAGCUACCGCACUUAGAUAAGGUCAAGCUAAAAAAGAAGUUCGACAUCUCACAUUUUGAUCUCAAUGCAAUCAUUCGUGGCAUCCAGCUAACGCUAGUCGGCGCCCAUCGAGCGCUUCAAAAUCCGGAGAUAUUCACCUCCGAGCAUUACAAGCAGGCAGCAGUCGCCGUCGCCGCCGGCAUUGUCAUCCGGCUCUUGAUAUCCUUCCCAAUCAUCGGUAUCAAACUCCUGCUAUGGAUCCUGUCCUUCUUUGUAUCCCUCGACCGCGUGACCUGGGACGACACGCUGGUCAACAGUCUCAGCUUCAUCGAGGACCACGUGCUGCAAGCCCCGCUCUUCCUCAUGGGGCUCAUGCGCUAUGUCACGCCCGCGCUCGAUGAUUUGUUCAUGGCCUCCCUUCGCUGGGUCGACCAGACGUACGUCGCGAAACACAAGCACGACCCGGACCCGUCCCAGCUGCGCGCCAUGUACUACCCACAGCUGCGCCUGUACCGCCCCACGGACGGCCGCACCCACUCAUCGAGCACCGCCGAGUCCAUUACCAUGUUCUUGUACCGGUUUGCGCGCAAGGGGGCUAUCUCGCUGGCUAUCUACGGGGCUUCGUAUCUACCUCUCGUCGGCAAACUCGUGCUGCCGGCGGCCAGCUUUUGGACCUUCAAGCGAGCUGUUGGGCUGGGACCGGCGAGCAUGAUUUUCGGGACCGGGGUGCUACUGCCGCGGCGGUAUCUGGUGAUCUUCCUGCAGAGUUAUUUUGCGUCGAGGAGCCUGGUGAGGGAGCUGCUGGAGCCGUAUUUUGCGCGGAUCAAGUUCACCAGCGAAGAGAAGAGGAAGUGGUUCCGCAGCCGGGAGGGACUGCUGUUCGGGUUUGGAAUUGGAUUUUAUGUCCUGUUGAGGGUUCCAUUGCUAGGGGUGUUGAUUUAUGGUAUCGCUGAGGCGAGUACUGCGUAUCUCAUCACCAAGAUCUCCGAUCCGCCACCGCCGCCGUCCGAGAGCCAGGGGUUCGCGGCGAGCCAGACCGAAUGGAGGAACAAGCAGAAGUUCCUCAGUCUGUCGCUAGGGAACCUCGAUGCCCUCCACGAAAAGCCGUCGCCGUACUCAGAGGUUGAUCCUCAUCCUGCCACGCCACGACAGUAA